Sitodiplosis mosellana (orange wheat blossom midge) is the source of this 3507-nucleotide messenger RNA. RefSeq lists its product as uncharacterized. The record is from RefSeq and is a predicted model, not a curated record. The transcript has a single exon. Gene Ontology annotation, molecular function: nucleic acid binding; nucleotide binding. Bases 1 to 3507 code for a protein of 1168 amino acids. NCBI's taxonomy places the organism in Eukaryota, Metazoa, Arthropoda, Insecta, Diptera, Cecidomyiidae.
AUGGAAUUGGUCAAAUUAGAAGAACGAGACUUUGCUUUCCAAAAUCGAUUGCAAACUUUCUCAAUUGUAAAUAACGGUCAUAUCGAUGUGAAAUCAUUCCUAGAUGAUGCAUACGUUUUGUUUGAGAAACGAAUUGAAAAAUUGCUUGAAGAGCACUACAUUGUCAAAGUUGCUUUCUGUUUUAUGGAGGUGUUUGAGAAGGAAAUCAUGACUAGCGAAGGUGCACAAGUGAUAACACAACAAUUUUACUUGCACACCAGAGUUGAGAUGAUUGAUUUUGAGACAUUCUUAAGCUCCUUCUACACUGCAAAUGUUGUGGAUUUUGUGCAGCAGAAAAUCGAUGAUAUGCAGCUGCUUGGGUCUGGGUUCAGGCUUGCUGAAAUCACGGAAUUGAACGUGCAAGUUAGUCGCUAUGAUCCGUUCGGUGGUUCUUCAUACAUCAAGUUGCCAAAACAUCUUGAAAAGAAAAAGGCCAUCAUCAAUGUACAAAAUAAAGACAAUCAAUGCUUUAAAUAUGCCAUUUUGUCAGCAUUGUUUAAACCGGAUUCAAACGCUCAACGUGUUUCACAGUACAAGCAGUAUGAGAACGUGUUGAACUUCGCUGACAUCAAAUUUCCUGUGCAAUUGAAAGACAUUUCAAAGUUCGAGAGUUAUAAUUCAACCAUCUCCGUGAAUGUCUACAUGUAUGACAAAAAGGCGCUUGUUGUGAGACCAUUACGUUUGACCAAAUCAGUGAAAUUGAAUCAUAUCCACUUGUUGUUGCUCACCGAUGCAUCGGGUGAUGAUGAAGAAGAAGAGAGUGUUGCGCAUCAUCUCGAUGGAGCGGUUGAUGAAAGAAAAAUGCACUACUGCUGGAUUAAGAAUUUGAGCGCAUUGAUAAGUCGACAGAUAUCGAAAAACUGCACACAAAAACUGUUUUGCGAUCGCUGUUUGAAUUACUUCACCUGCUCUGAACGAUUGAAUGCACACACAAAGAAUUGUUUUCAACAAAACGAUUAUCAAGUUGAAGUUCCGUUGAUGACUGAAUUGAAAUUCGCAAACUAUAACAAUAAGAUGAAAGUGCCAUUUGUGAUUUAUGCUGAUCUUGAAUCAUUGCUGAAAGUGCCCGAAGUGGAGUUUUGUCAAAAAGAAACAACGAAAGCAUAUCAACAACAUGAAGCCUAUGCAAUUGGUUAUUACUUCAAGUGUAAUUAUGAUGAUUCGAAAUCAUUUUAUCGUAGUAAUCGUGGUCCAAACUGUAUUGAUUGGUUUAUACAAGAUCUUCAGGAUAUCGCGAGUGAUGUUGAGCAGAUUCUGAAUGAUAAAAUGCCACUUAACAUGUCCUUAGAAGAUGAAGCAUUCUUCAUUGUAUCUGAUGAAUGUCACAUUUGUGAAGAACCAUACAUGAUGGGUGAUAUUCGUGUUCGUGAUCAUUGUCACUUGACUGGAAAAUAUCGAGGAUCGGCUCACUCUCGUUGUAAUCUAGGAUUCAAAGUGCCUCGCUACAUUCCAGUAAUAUUUCACAACCUUGCACAUUAUGAUGCUCAUUUCAUUAUUAGCGCACUUGCAACAAAAGUUCCUGGUAAUAUCUCAAUUAUACCGCGAAAUGAGCAAAAUUACGUGUCAUUCACAAAGACGAUGCAAAGCACCAUCACAAAUGAUUACAGAGAAUUCAUCAAGUUCCGAUUCAUCGAUUCGUUUCAAUUCAUGGCGAAGUCAUUGGACUACUUGUCCUCAACGUUACCGUUCGAGAAGAAAAGUAAUCUUAAAUCGCAAUUCAACGAUUUGGAUGAAGAGCGGCUAAAGAUGUUGAAACGAAAAGGUGUUUUUUGCUACGAUUACAUUGAUGAAUGGGGGAAGCUGGAAGAAACAUCAUUACCAUCCAAAGAAAUGUUCUACAGCAAGUUGAAUGAAUGUGAAUUAUCUGUUGAAGACUAUGAGUUUGCAUGCAAAAUAUGGAGUGAUUUCAAGCUGAACACAUUGGGGGAAUAUUCAGAUCUUUACAUGAAGACUGAUAUUCUACUCCUCGCUGAUAUAUUCGAGAACUUUCGAGUGACAUGCUAUGAAAACUUCAGUUUGGAUCCAGCGCACUAUUACACCGCACCGGGUCUAACCUUCGAUUCAAUGCUGAAAUAUACAAAAGUGGAGAUUGAAUUGAUGACAGAUGUUGAUAUGUUGCUAUUCAUCGAAAAAGGAAUUCGAGGAGGUAUUUCACAGUGCAGCAAGCGUCAUGCUAAGGCGAACAACAAGUAUAUGGAGGAGUAUGAUCCAAAUAAUCAAUCGAAGUAUAUAGUUUACUUGGAUGCGAACAAUUUGUAUGGCUAUGCUAUGAUGCAAAGUUUACCCAUCAACAAUUUUGCUUGGUGUCAAAAGAGUUUUACUGUUGAAGAGAUCCUAAGCAUGUCAGACGAUUCUGAAGUCGGCUAUAUCUUCGAAGUAGAUUUGCAAUAUCCACAACAUCUUCAUGAUAGCCACAAGGACUAUCCGUUUUGCGCCGAGAGUCGUUCAGCGCCAAAUACAGCUAAGGCCGAAAAAAAACUGAUGUUGACAUUGUUUGAUAAGAAAAACUACAUCAUUCAUUACAAGAUGUUGAAGGGUGCAAUUCAACAAGGUCUACGUUUAAAAAAAGUUCACAGAGUGCUGGAAUUCAAACAGUCAAAGUGGCUUCAACCAUAUAUCAAUUUGAAUACCGCAUUACGAACGAAAGCAACAAAUGAAUUUGAGAAAGAUUUUUAUAAACUGAUGAUCAAUGCGAUCUAUGGAAAAACGAUGGAAAACGUUCGAACUAAAUCAGAUAUUCGUUUGAAAAGUGAGUGGAAUGGUAGACAUGGUGCUCGAAAAUUGGUAUCAAUGCCAAACUUCAAAAAGUACACCAUUUUCAAUGCAGAUUUAGUCGCCAUUCAUAUGGACAAAACAAAUGUGAUCCUAGAUAAACCAAUAGCAAUUGGGAUGUCCAUUUUGGAGAUAUCAAAAGUUUUGAUGUAUGAAUUUUUUUACAACCACUUGCGAGCACAGUAUGGUGAUGAUAUUAAACUGCUCUACACUGACACUGAUUCAUUCAUCUUGGAAGUGGAUACAGACGAUUUUUAUGCUGAUAUGAUAAAUAAUUUGAGCAAGUUUGACACAAGUGACUUUCCAGAAAACAAUGCAUACAAUAUUCCACGUGUGAACAAAAAAGUUCCUGGAAUGUUCAAGGAUGAGUUGAAUGGUGAAAUUGCUACUGAAUACGCAGGUCUUGGUAGUAAGAUGUAUGGAUUGCUGACCCAUGGUGUUGAAAAAAUGAAGAAAGCUAAAGGUGUUAAGAAAUAUGUGCUGAAGAAAAAUAUCAAAUUCCAGGAUUACAUCGAUUGUAUCAAUGAUAAAUGUAAUAAGAUUGUGAGAGAACAAAAUACUUUUCGCUCUAAGAAACAUACUGUAUUUAGUGUUAGACAGAAAAAAGUAGCACUUAGUGGAGAAGAUAAUAAGAGAUUUAUAUUAGAGGAUAAUGUUGAAACUUUACCAUGGGGGCAUUAUCUGAUUCCAAUGUAA